UCCCUGACCCCCAAUGUCCCUCCCUGCCUCCCAGCCAUUUUCUGCACUGUCCUCUCCAGUCUGCCUGGGCCGCAGCCCAGUGCCCUGCCUGGCCAGCCUCCCUGGCUCCCCCUCUGCAGUGCUGAGCCGGCUCCGCCCCUUCCCCCCUCUGGUCAGGCCCUGAUCCGCUGUAGCUCAGAGGUUCAGUGCCCCGGCUCAGGCCCCAGGGGCCGAGGACAGACCUGAACACAUGAGCACCCACAGAGGCCCCUCUCCAGCCUGGGCAGAGGGACCCCCAGUGCAGGGCAUGGGGGUGGGCGGCCCCCCCAGGUUUGGGGCGCCCGCCCCCCGCUAGGCCAAGUAGAGGGGGGUCUCCCCGCUCAAUGGGCCUGGCCAGGGCCCUGCGCCGCCUGAGCGGCGCGCUGGAGUCAGGCGACAACCGAGCUGGCGAUGAGGAGGAGGCGGGGGCCGGGCUGUGCCGCAAUGGGUGGGCGCCCGGGCCGGUGGUUGGGAGCCGGCGCCGCGGGCGCUUCGUCAAAAAAGAUGGGCACUGCAAUGUGCGCUUCGUGAAUCUGGGUGGCCAGGGCGCGCGCUACCUGAGUGACCUGUUCACUACAUGUGUGGACGUGCGCUGGCGCUGGAUGUGCCUGCUCUUCUCCUGCUCCUUCCUCGCCUCCUGGCUGCUCUUCGGCCUGACCUUCUGGCUCAUCGCCUCGCUGCACGGCGACCUGGCCGCCCCGCCGCCCCCCGCCCCCUGUUUCUCACAGGUGGCCAGCUUCCUGGCCGCCUUCCUCUUCGCGCUGGAGACACAGACGUCCAUAGGCUACGGAGUGCGCAGCGUCACCGAGGAGUGUCCAGCCGCUGUGGCCGCCGUGGUGCUGCAGUGCAUCGCAGGCUGUGUGCUCGACGCCUUCGUCGUGGGGGCAGUCAUGGCCAAGAUGGCCAAGCCCAAGAAACGCAACGAGACACUGGUCUUCAGCGAAAACGCAGUGGUGGCUCUGCGAGACCGCCGUCUCUGCCUCAUGUGGCGGGUGGGCAACCUGCGCCGCAGCCAUCUGGUGGAGGCUCACGUCCGGGCCCAGCUGCUGCAGCCCCGUGUGACCCCAGAGGGUGAGUACAUCCCACUGGACCACCAGGAUGUGGAUGUUGGCUUCGACGGAGGCACGGAUCGCAUCUUCCUCGUAUCCCCCAUUACCAUUGUGCACGAGAUUGACUCAGCCAGUCCGCUGUAUGAGCUGGGGAGGGCAGAGCUGGCCCGGGCUGACUUUGAGCUGGUGGUUAUUCUUGAAGGCAUGGUUGAGGCCACAGCUAUGACUACACAGUGCCGCUCAUCUUACCUCCCGGGUGAGCUGCUCUGGGGCCAUCGCUUCGAGCCAGUCCUCUUCCAGCGGGGCUCCCAGUAUGAGGUUGAUUAUCGCCACUUCCAUCGAACAUAUGAGGUCCCAGGGACACCAGUCUGCAGUGCCAAGGAGCUGGAUGAACGGGCAGAACGGGCUUCCCACAGCCCUAAGUCGAGUUUUCCCGGCUCCCUCGCUGCAUUUUGUUAUGAGAAUGAACUUGCUCUGAGCUGCUGCCAGGAAGAAGAGGAAGAUGAGGAUGGUAAGGAGGGGACUUCGGCAGAAACCCCAGAUAGGGCUGCCAGCCCCCAAGCUGUUACACCAACUCUGGCACUGACCCUGCCUCCAUGACGCAG
This is a messenger RNA of Phodopus roborovskii (desert hamster), 1672 nucleotides long. RefSeq names its product potassium inwardly rectifying channel subfamily J member 14 (gene Kcnj14). Gene Ontology annotation, biological process: potassium ion import across plasma membrane; regulation of monoatomic ion transmembrane transport. Gene Ontology annotation, cellular component: plasma membrane. The transcript is spliced from 3 exons. Bases 363 to 1667 code for a protein of 434 amino acids. Lineage: Eukaryota; Metazoa; Chordata; Mammalia; Rodentia; Cricetidae. The record is from RefSeq and is a predicted model, not a curated record. Gene Ontology annotation, molecular function: inward rectifier potassium channel activity.